Theobroma cacao (cacao) is the source of this 879-nucleotide messenger RNA. Its product is annotated as basic transcription factor 3-like. The record is from RefSeq and is a predicted model, not a curated record. NCBI's taxonomy places the organism in Eukaryota, Viridiplantae, Streptophyta, Magnoliopsida, Malvales, Malvaceae.
AGGGGCGAACAUAAAAACCCUAAUGCGUAGACACUGGAGCUGGCUCUCUGGGUUCUAAGAAACCUCUUCCAUCCCUCAUUUUCAUCCUUGCCGUCGCGGCAUCUAUUCUCAAUACCUAUAAAGAUGAAUGUCGAGAAGCUCAUGAAGAUGGCCGGUGCUGUCCGCACUGGUGGAAAGGGUAGCAUGAGACGAAAGAAGAAGGCUGUCCACAAGACAACUACCACUGAUGACAAAAGGCUACAGAGCACCCUCAAGAGAAUAGGAGUGAAUGCUAUUCCUGCAAUUGAGGAAGUCAACAUAUUCAAGGAUGAAGUUGUUAUCCAGUUUAUUAACCCAAAAGUUCAAGCUUCUAUUGCUGCCAACACCUGGGUUGUUAGCGGUUCCCCACAGACAAAGAAAUUGCAGGAUAUUCUCCCGGGAAUUAUCAACCAAUUGGGGCCAGAUAACUUGGACAACUUGAGGAAGUUGGCAGAGCAAUUCCAGAAGCAAGUACCUACUACUGGUGAUGGUGCGACGGCCACUCAAGAAGAGGAUGAUGAUGAUGUACCACAACUUGUGGGUGAUGAGACCUUUGAAGCUGCAGCAGAAGAAGGCCAAGUUGCUAAAUAGUGUUUCUAGACAGAUUUUUGUUGUGAUAUUUCAUAUGUUUUGGAAGAAUUACUGUGGUUUCUUUUUGCCAAUUUACUCUUUUGUGACCCGCUGGAUGGUGUUACUUUAAUGUUUUGGUGCAGAGCGAGUCUUCUAUUUCCUAGAAUUAAUGUUAUCGCUGCCCUAUAUGGUCUUAGAACGCUUUGCAUGUGCAGAAGCUGUGACAAAUGGGCUGGUAUGCGUGGAUCUGAAAUGGAUUAGGUUAUAAUCAACCCCGUUUGCCCAUUUGUA